GUUAAAAUCACAUUUAUGUAUUAAUAAAUGCUAAUUUCACCCGGUUUUAAUACGCUUUUGAAUAUGCCAUACGCCAACCAGCCGACGGUAAAAAUCACUGAACUGACAGACGAGAAUGUGAAGUUUGUCAUCGAGAACACAGAUUUAGCGGUGGCUAACUCAAUCCGCAGUGUCUUCAUGGCAGAAGUUCCAACAAUAGCUAUUGAUUGGAUCCAGAUCGAUGCAAACUCCUCUGUCCACCAUGAUGAAUUUGUCGCACACAGAGUGGGUUUGAUCCCUCUGACCAGUGACGAUAUUGUAGACAAAAUGCAGUACUCCAGGGACUGCACAUGUGACGAGUUCUGUCCAGAAUGCUCCGUGGAGCUCACCCUUGACGUCAGGUGCACAGAGGACCAGAAGCGGCAUGUGACCUCCCACGAUCUUCUCUCCAACAACCCCAGGGUCAUCCCGGGAGUUACUUCAUGGAGCCGGGAUAAUGAUCCUAAUGAUUACGUUGAGCAAGACAAUAUCCUGCUUGUGAAGCUGCGAAAGGGCCAGGAACUGCACCUCAGAGCCUACGCCAAAAAGGGCUUUGGGAAGGAACACGCCAAGUGGAACCCCACUGCAGGGGUGUGUUUCGAGUAUGACCCGGACAAUGCACUCAGACACACUGUCUUCCCUCGUCCAGUGGAAUGGCCCAAAAGUGAAUACUCAGAGAUUGAUGAAGAUGAGGUGCAGGCUCCCUACGACCCCAAUGGGAAACCUGAAAGGUUUUACUACAACGUGGAGUCAUGCGGCUCGCUGCAGCCCGAAACCAUCGUCUUGUCUGCUCUGGCCGGGUUAAAGAAAAAACUGAGUGACCUGCAGACCCAGCUGAGCCAUGAGAUACAGAGCGAUGUCCUCACUAUUAAUUAAACU
Messenger RNA from Acipenser ruthenus (sterlet), 897 nucleotides. RefSeq names its product DNA-directed RNA polymerase II subunit RPB3-like. The transcript is spliced from 9 exons. The record is from RefSeq and is a predicted model, not a curated record. Gene Ontology annotation, biological process: DNA-templated transcription. NCBI's taxonomy places the organism in Eukaryota, Metazoa, Chordata, Actinopteri, Acipenseriformes, Acipenseridae. Gene Ontology annotation, cellular component: RNA polymerase II, core complex. Gene Ontology annotation, molecular function: DNA-directed RNA polymerase activity; protein dimerization activity. Bases 28 to 894 code for a protein of 288 amino acids.